CUCGUUUAGGAGGCCAACAGGGCGAAUAGAUGAACACGAUCAUAUUUCGAGAUGGCCUCCAAGCAACGACAUCCUUUCAGUGCAGUCCCUGCUGCCCAGUACAAUGAGACUGUAUAUCAGUUGAUUGCAGAGUACAGGAAAGACCCUGCUCCUGAGAAGACGGACUUGAUGGUAGGAGUGUAUCAAGACGAUGAGGGAGAAAUUUACACUUUACCAUCGGUCAUCGAGGCGAGGAGGAGACUGUUCAGGGAGCCCCAUUGGCAUCAUGGCUAUCGAUCGUCUCAGAUCGGAUCAGCAACCUUUCUCCAAGUCAGUGCAAGUCUAUUCUUCGGAGAGAACAGUGCGAUCAUGGAAGAGAAAAGAGUAGCGACCGCCCAAUGCCUGGGAGCAAGUGGUGCAUGCUACAUGGCCGCGUGCCUACUAAAGAGGCAUCACGUUGCACAACCAACUGUCUACCUGCCGCGAGAAACAUGGUCAAAUCACGCCAACAUCUUCGAACAUGCAGGGCUGCGAGUCGAAGAAAUACCCUACUUUGACACGAAAGACGCGACUCUCGAUUUCGAUGCUUUUCAUGCGGCCGUAGACCAGCUUCUACCUGAAUCCGUCCUUGUGCUACAAACCGCAGGUCAAAAUCCCACAGGUUGUGAUCCCACAGCCAAGCAGUGGACUCAAAUCGCCGCUACGUGUGCCAUGCGAGGCCACCUCAUCAUAUUUGAUGCAGCAUACUAUGGAAUGGCCAGUGGUUCUAUCGAACAAGACACUGAAUGCAUUCGAAUAUGUGCAGAGGCCAAUGUGUCCAUCAUGCUUUGUGCAACUUUCAGUAAAGCAUUUGGAUUGUACAGCGAGCGUGUGGGAGUUCUUUGCCUUACGGCUCCGAACCCGGAAGUUUGUCAUCGUCUUGAGAUGCAACUACGGUUGAUGACGAGAUAUGAGACUGGCGGCUAUCCGGCUUUUGGUGCUAACAUCGUUGAGCUCAUCUUGACCAGCCCGGAUCUGCGAGCCCAGUGGGAAUUAGACGUCAAGAAAAUGGCGUCUCAGUUGCAACAUCGAAGAGAGAGGUUGCGGGCACUCUUUGGGCAACUCCAAACUCCGGGCAAUUGGGGACUCAUUACAAAGCAAAAAGGAAUGUUUUGCCUUAUGAAUCUAAGUCAAUCUGAGUUGACUAUGCUGAGGAAGCAGCAUCAUGUUUAUCUACAAGACAAUGGUCGGCUUUCGAUCUCGGGUAUCACGAAUGCGAAUAUCGACCGGGUGGCGAAGAGCAUAGACAGUGUUGUGAGAAGCUGUAGUCAACGUACUUCCGUAUUUCUGUCAUCAACACUACUUCUACGAAGCUACAAGAUCACCGAACUCUGGACUGCAACCUUGCGACAAGAGCAAGCAGAGAUGCCGCAUGCAGAGACUUUCCAGCCGCGCACACAACUGCCAAGUAUCAGCUUUCGCAAACUUCACGACGGCGACCACCAAGAACUCCAGAGAUUGAGAAAAACGUGCUCGGAGACUGGCAUCUUCCAUCUCGAUCUGGAUGUAGGCUCUGACCAUUCAUGGCUCCGAGAGCAGCUACUUCACUUUGCGAAAGAAUACUUUGCGCAAGAUCUACGCACCAAGCUGGGAGACUGCAAGAAUGAGGUGUAUGGAUAUGAGCCUGUGGGAACAUCGGAAGGGCUAUCUCGUGGCUUUUCGAACGGAUAUGAGUCCCUGAAGUUCGCUUUCCGCCCCACGGAUGGACCCAAGGCUGGCUUGACAGGAGAGAUCAUCGACACUGCGAUGCCGGUUGUGAGAAAGUUCCAGGAGAGCUCGUACAAUGUCCUCAUGCAGGUCCUCUCGUGCCUUACAGACGACCGCGUGAGAGCCAUGCAUAUCUCUGAGAAGGCUUCACGGACAAAUGCGGUUGUUCUUCGCUAUCCUCACGAUGCACCAUUCCAAUCAUCCGGGCACAACGAGCACAAAGACAUGGGCACCUUGACACUUCUGCUCACAGAGCAAUGGGGCCUACAGAUUCGAGAUCCAGUGGAAUCAGUCUGGAGAUAUGUGCCACCUUCGAAAACCGGGGCGAUAGUGAACGUCGGCGACUCAUUGAGCUUCAUCUCCCAGGGGACGUACACAUCUGCUCUGCAUCGGGUAGAACGGAUCAACGAUGGAACUCAGGAGGACAAAUACUCUUUCGCUUUCUUUUUGCGGCCCGCUGACGAUGCUGAGUAUCAGGACAGCAACGGAAAUGUCAUGACUGCAGCAGAUUGGCAUAAUAUCAGAACUGAGAAGAAGAUUGCUGGCUUCAAAAAUGAUAGGCUUUGAAGAGCAUAGUAGCGCAGUAUCAAUCGAUAGUCUACAUAGAAUCGCCAUUGCUAUCAGACGGC
Molecule: messenger RNA, 2354 nt
Organism: Cercospora beticola
Lineage: Eukaryota; Fungi; Ascomycota; Dothideomycetes; Mycosphaerellales; Mycosphaerellaceae
Biological process (GO): L-aspartate biosynthetic process
Cellular component (GO): cytosol
Molecular function (GO): L-aspartate:2-oxoglutarate transaminase activity; pyridoxal phosphate binding
Source: RefSeq, a predicted model, not a curated record